Messenger RNA from Seriola dumerili (greater amberjack), 1096 nucleotides. It is a transcript of the gene ccdc169, whose product is annotated as coiled-coil domain containing 169. The coding region runs from base 48 to 803 and encodes 251 amino acids. The record is from RefSeq and is a predicted model, not a curated record. Lineage: Eukaryota; Metazoa; Chordata; Actinopteri; Carangiformes; Carangidae. The transcript is spliced from 8 exons.
CUGCGAGGCACAAACUUUUCUUCAGUCGAUGUAAGUUUUUCAGAAACAUGGCUGGAGAGAGCGACUACAGCAAAUACGAUCUGGCACGCCUACAGGCAGAGCUCAAGCAAGAGAGGGAAAUUAAAGAGAUGCUGGAAGAAUCAGUGUCUGACUUGCGUAGUACAAUGCGUGAACUGCAAGAGAGACUACACAGUGUUGAUGGAGAAGGGAAUGAGUGGAAGACCAGGUAUGAGACACAGAUAGAGCUAAACGGACAGUUGGAAAGACAGAUUUCACUCAUUCAUGAGAGACUGGAGGACCUACGAGGCAACCCCAUGGAUCGACUGGCCUCCAUCCGAUCUUACGAUGACAUGACAGUAGAAACACUGAGCCAGCGUCUGAAGCUACUGACUGAGGAAAAGUGUGACCUCCAGAGUCAGCUGAUGGACUGUCAUCUCAGAACUGAGCAGGAGGGAAAGGCAUUUCAUAAAACCAAUGAUGAGAGACGGGCAUAUCUUUCAGAGAUUGCUAAGCUGUCCUCCACCCUUGAAGCCCAAAGACGACAGUUCUCCACUCAGCCACAGAGGGAACUAAACAACAAACUGAGGAGCUCAGUGAGGCACAGCAGUUACAGAGGGAAGCAGACCAGCAGGAAGGCAGAGGCUGACUCUAAGAAAGGAAAAGAAAGAGAGGAAGACGGAGGAGAAGUGCUUGUGAAAGAAGAAGGUGGUUGUGGAGCAACAGCAGAGAGAAGAGAAGAGAAGAAAUCCCAAAGGGAAAGCAGGCUACCCACCUUAAAGCACUACCUGAAACACAAUCCCUAACCUAAGUCUGGCGUUAUAGCCCUUUUUUUUUUUUUUCCUUACAAAAAAACAGGUCUUCAGGGUAUGCCAGAAUGAUUGCAGGAGACAUUUUCCAUAUACUUAUAUUUUCAUUGUAUGUUUCAUUGUGUCCUUCAGCUUCUUAUGGCUUUGUUCACAUUUCUCAAAGGCUGAUUGUGAGGAAACAAUGCAGUUCCUUUGUAGGUUUUCUACCCAUGUGUCACAGUGUCAUAAUUGUUUAUUUUACAGUUGAUGGCAAAUACAGUGUUACAUUAAACUUAUGGUAUAAAAUGUCA